AUGCGCAAGACCAUCAAGCGCGGCCUCAAGGUGGCCGCGGCCGCCGUGCCGCGCCGCUCUCCGCGCCUGCACGCGCUCCACGCCGACGAGCUGUCGACGUCCACGCUGGCGCGCACCUUCGAGACGCGCUACCAGGCCAAGGGCUACACGACCGUGAUCGGCGUGGAUGAGGCCGGACGUGGACCGCUGGCCGGUCCGGUGGUGGCGGCGGCGUGCCACGUGCCGCUGGACGUGACGAUCGAGGGCGUGGACGACAGCAAGAAGAUCUCGGAGCCGCAGCGCGAGGCGCUGUUCGAGCUGCUGACCAACCACCCGAGCAUCACGUACGCCGUGCACGUGAACAGCGCGCAGCGGAUCGACGAGAUUAACAUUCUGCAGGCGUCGCUGGAGUCCAUGACCAAGUCGGCGAACGAGGUGGCGGAGCGUCUGCAGCAGACGGACAAAACGUUCGUGUUGGUGGACGGCAACAAGCUGCCGCCGACGCUGGAGCUGCCCGCAGAGGCGGUUGUCAAGGGCGACUCCAAGGUCUACAGCAUCGCGGCGGCCUCCAUCAUCGCCAAGGUCACGCGAGAUCGCCUCAUGCGCGAAUACGACGAGCAGUACCCUCAGUACGGGCUGGCUAAGCACAAGGGCUACCCCACAAGAGACCAUGUUGCUGCCAUCGCCAAGCACGGACCUUGCGCGAUCCAUCGCAUGACGUUCGCACCGCUGAAGCCGAAAGAGGCCCCCAAGCCAAAGGCGAAGGGAAAGAAGAAGUCUGCUGCAUGA
This is a messenger RNA of Phytophthora sojae, 768 nucleotides long. RefSeq lists its product as hypothetical. Lineage: Eukaryota; Oomycota; Peronosporomycetes; Peronosporales; Peronosporaceae. Gene Ontology annotation, cellular component: ribonuclease H2 complex. The transcript is spliced from 2 exons. Gene Ontology annotation, molecular function: RNA binding; RNA-DNA hybrid ribonuclease activity. The record is from RefSeq and is a predicted model, not a curated record. Gene Ontology annotation, biological process: mismatch repair; DNA replication, removal of RNA primer. Bases 1 to 768 code for a protein of 255 amino acids.